Cadophora gregata is the source of this 1706-nucleotide messenger RNA. RefSeq names its product methylglyoxal reductase (NADPH-dependent) gre2. The coding region runs from base 417 to 1544 and encodes 375 amino acids. The record is from RefSeq and is a predicted model, not a curated record. The transcript has 3 exons. Gene Ontology annotation, molecular function: oxidoreductase activity, acting on the CH-OH group of donors, NAD or NADP as acceptor. NCBI's taxonomy places the organism in Eukaryota, Fungi, Ascomycota, Leotiomycetes, Helotiales, Ploettnerulaceae.
UAUUGCCGAAAUCUCCCAACAUUCUUAGCGAAUCAGCUUCAGAAACCAACCCAAAUUCAAAUAAUUGCCCAUCUGUUAAAUCAGCCAGACCUGGCUUGGCCUUAAAAAGUGCCGUUGUGGCACUAAUACGGCUGGGUUCCCGAGGUGUAAAAUUGUACAUCUGAUUGGCUCACUGCCAGAUGUACCGGGGUGGUUGGUUAAACAUCAUAGGGGUUUCAAAUGACGUUGAUGGGAAUGCUUAAUGGCCGUUGGACUGCCAGGCGCGGGGAGGAGGGGGGAAAGGGGGACAUAAUGUAUAAGAAUAAGGGCCGGCGCUCUCUAUCCUCACCGUAAACUAUAUCUUUCAAACAAAGCAUCAAUCUCUUACGCCUACAUACCAAAUCAGAUUCAGAGCCUACAGAGAAUCAAUUGACAAAAUGACGAGAGUUCUUCUCACAGGUAAGGUUUUCCAACUCCAACAUGAAAAUUACCCCUCCAUCACCCCACUAUCGCCCGCAGAACUCAUCUCAACAUCACACAGAAAUACGAGAAUACUAAUAAAUUUGACAGGUGGAAGCGGUUUCAUCGCCGCGCAUGUCCUGGAUAUUCUACUCAAGAAUGGACACACAGUUAUCACCACUGUCCGGUCACAAGCCAAAGCCGACAAAAUCAAAUCUGCCCAUCCGGACGCUGGAGAUAAGCUCUCCUUUAAGAUCGUAGAGGAUAUUGCGGUUGAGGGAGCUUUUGAUGAGGCCGUCAAGAUUGAUGGACUGGAGGCUGUUAUUCAUACCGCCUCCCCCUUCCAUUUCAACGUAACAGACACCAAAAAGGACCUCCUAGAUCCAGCCAUCAACGGAACAAAAGGCGUCCUCUCCGCCAUCAAAAAGAAUGCCCCCACGGUGAAACGCGUCGUCAUAACCUCCUCCUUCGCCAGCAUCGUCGACGCCGGCAAGGGCACCGCACCAGGCUACGUCUACAGCGAAAAAGACUGGAACCCAGUGACUGAAGACCAAGCCGGCAAGGACCCCAGCACCGGCUACCGUGCGUCCAAGACCUUCGCCGAGAAAGCAGCCUGGGACUUCCAGGAGAAGGAGAAGCCUAACUUCACCAUCGCGACCCUGUGUCCGCCUCUUGUGCUGGGUCCGAUCGUGCAUUACCUAAAUGAUCUUUCUGCGCUCAAUACUUCCAACCAGAGAGUUAGGAAUCUCAUCACAGGCCAGAAUAAGGAGUCUAUCCCCGAUACGGGCGUCUUCCUCUGGACGGAUGUGCGCGACCUAGCUCUUGGACACGUGAAAGCUAUGGAACUGCCCGAGGCGGGUGGCAAGCGGUUCUUCUUCACGGCGGGGUAUUUCUCGAAUAAGGAGAUUGCGGAGAUUAUCAGGAAGAACUUCCCGGAGUAUAAGGAUGAGCUGCCGGCUGAGGGAGUGAAGGGUGGGGAUUAUCCUGAGGGGGGUGUGUAUGGAUUUGAUAAUAAGAGGGCAAAGGAGGUGUUGGGUAUUAAGUUUAGAGGGUUGGAAGAGAGUAUUGUGGAUUUGGUGAAGAGUUUGAAGGAUGUUGGUGCAUAGAGGGAGGAGGAAGGGCUGUUGGUGUAGAUGUAGAUGUUGGGUUGUCAGAACAUUAUCCUGAGGGAUGACUCGUAAGCCUGUUAAUACACCAACAUGUUGCAUGUUUACUUAAGUUUGCGAAACACAACCUUCAAGACGUGAACUAGUGAAUGGAGAUACCAG